UGCCUCGGGAGUGGCAAUCUUCUUUUCUGGUUUUUCUACUUUUGGCGGGGAGAGCUCGUACGGGAUGAGCGCUAGGCUGGGGGCUGCUUGUUCCAGGAUGCGUCUUGUAAGGGUGGAAGGAGUCCCGUAGCUUGCAGCGGUGAGCCGCCCAAGGUCGCCAAGGGGCCCCCAUUGGAAAGCCUUUUUUGCCGGCGGUGGCGUGUACCCCGAUGCCUUUUGCCGCGCCACAAACUCGCAGAGCACAGAGCUGGACUGAUGAAUGGGACUCUGAUCCCAGGGACACCCAUUGCGGUGGAUUUUUGGAAUAUCAGAAAAGCAGGGGAAGCUCGCUUGUUCUUUCUUUCCCAUAUGCACAGUGACCAUACAGUGGGGCUUUCUAGCACUUGGAACCAACCGAUUUAUUGCUCUCCUGUUACUGGUCAAAUUCUGCAUCUCAGGCUGAAGGUGGCUGAGCAAUGGAUCCGCCCUCUGGAAGUGGGAGAGAGCCAUGUCUUGGCCUUGGAUGCAGUGGGCCGAGAAACCAUGACAGUGACCUUGAUAGAUGCUAAUCACUGUCCCGGAUCUGUCAUGUUCCUUUUUGAAGGCUACUUUGGUGUCAUCCUCUACACAGGUGAUUUCCGCUACACCCCCAGCAUGCAGCAGGAACCAGCUCUGAAGAAUGCAAAGGUCAUCAAUGUCCUCUAUCUGGACAAUACAAACUGCCAUCCCAAUAUUGUCUUACCAUCCCGGGAAACAGCGACUGAGCAAAUAAAAAGGGUGAUCAGGGAACACCCCUAUCACAUGGUUAAGAUAGGUACCUACAGUUUGGGAAAAGAGUCAUUGCUGGUGGAACUGGCCCAAGAAUUUCACACCUGGAUUGUUGUGAGUCCCAGGAAGCUAGAACUUGUGCAACUGCUGGAGAUUGAGGAUGUAUUCACCUCUGAAGAAGGGGCUGGUUGGAUCCAGGCUGUAGAUUUUUCAGAAAUUGGCCAAGCAACUAUGAAUAGCUGGAACCAAAGGCAUCCAACCAUAGCUGUUCUCCCUACCAGCCGGCCAGUGAAGAUCAGCCAUCCUGAUGCCUACAUUAUUCCUUAUUCAGACCACUCAUCUUUCCAAGAGUUGCUAGAGUUUGUAGUCUGGCUAAAACCCUGCAGCAUAAUCCCAAUAGUAAAGAAGGAGGCAUGUUACGCAUAUUUCCAGCAGUACUUGAGAUCUGAGAAUGGUUCACUUCUGGAGCCCAAAGUCCCUGAAUCAGUACAAAGAUUUAUGCAAAACAACAUGAAGCAGAAAAGGCCCUUAAGGUUGUCAAAACUAGCUGUUCAUCGCCAUGUGCCCAGGGGAGUUUGUUUUGAAUCCCCAGAGAAAUGUAUCAGCAAUAGUGAAAGUGACUGUGAUGCAGAAGUUUUCCAACAAAAUUGUUCAGAACCCAUGAAGAAAUCAGUGCCUUACUGUAAAGUUGGGUGUGUCGAUGGGUACUCCCCAUACGAGGAGGAGCAGGAAGAAAUAGUGGCAGAACCAAAAACCCCCCUUGAAAGCCAGUGUGUGCUUUCCCCAGUGAACUUCAAAUGUGUGGCCUCUACUAAGCAUCAGCUAGGAGGCAGUGCUGUCAGCCAGCUUCCAAAACAUCAGACAACUGUAAUGUCAAAACACACAUGCACUUUGUCCAAGAACAAGAGGGAUACACGGUCCCUACCAAGAAGGUCCUUCUGUUCCUCUGUAGGUAGUGACCUUGACUCCCCAAUAUCACAAGUUCUUCAGACUGACAAAAAUGACAGUUUCAGCUCUCCGAAGGAUGUAGCAUUACAGCCUGUCAAUAAGCAGGUUUCACAAAGCCUUCUUCAGGAAUAUGAUCUGUCUCCACUCAACACCCCAAAGCAAUGGUCCCUACAAAACUUCGAUUGGCAAGUAGAGAACUACUUAAAGCGAGGGAAAUGUAUGGAGUAGGGCAUAGUUGCAUUUGGUAUAAAAACUUAGUGUGCAAUCCAGCAGUGUGACAGCAGAAGGCUGUUUGCAUCCGUCUUCCCCACUCCCCAUCUGUAGGCUCCCCACUCUGAGAAAAUCUCCCUACCCUCUAGAACAGAUUUUGUAGAUACACAAAAGUCUCGUGGGGAGCAAGAAUUCCUCCCCUGUCCCAGUUCCACUGAUAAAUGACUUGGUCAGCAGAGAACCUUCAUUGCCUUCCUUUGGGUAAAAGCAAAACUGUUAACUGAGUGCCAAGAGUGAGCAGCUAUGAAAUUAUCUCAGUGUUCUGUUCAGCCAGUGCAGUUUACCAGCAUAUUUUUCCUUAGUCUGAUCCAACUAAUGGUUGUAAAAAUAAGGUGAAUCUUCCUGAUGUAUUAGGGCUACUCACCAAUGUUAAGCUUCUGUGUCAGAGACUGUUAAAUAUGCAGCUUCACCAGCUACCUUUGUUUAUUGAAAUGGAAUACUAUGGCAGAAUUGUUUGACAAGGAUAUAUUUUUAUUUUUCUAUUCAAAGUUUAAAAAGGAAAAAACAGGUUUUUGUUACAUUUUUAAAGAACCAAGCAGGAAGUGAGCAUUGCCCAAGAGCAUUGCCUAAAUACUGAUGAAUGCAAAUUUCCUACCAAAUUAAACACAGUUUGGCUAAACUAA
This is a messenger RNA of Varanus komodoensis (Komodo dragon), 2588 nucleotides long. RefSeq names its product DNA cross-link repair 1B (gene DCLRE1B). The transcript is spliced from 5 exons. Lineage: Eukaryota; Metazoa; Chordata; Lepidosauria; Squamata; Varanidae. Gene Ontology annotation, biological process: protection from non-homologous end joining at telomere; double-strand break repair via nonhomologous end joining; interstrand cross-link repair. The record is from RefSeq and is a predicted model, not a curated record. Bases 256 to 1923 code for a protein of 555 amino acids. Gene Ontology annotation, molecular function: 5'-3' DNA exonuclease activity; damaged DNA binding.